This is a messenger RNA of Lactuca sativa (garden lettuce), 2122 nucleotides long. It is a transcript of the gene SARD1, whose product is annotated as Calmodulin binding protein-like protein. Gene Ontology annotation, cellular component: nucleus. Gene Ontology annotation, molecular function: sequence-specific DNA binding; DNA-binding transcription factor activity; calmodulin binding. Gene Ontology annotation, biological process: regulation of salicylic acid biosynthetic process. NCBI's taxonomy places the organism in Eukaryota, Viridiplantae, Streptophyta, Magnoliopsida, Asterales, Asteraceae. The record is from RefSeq and is a predicted model, not a curated record.
UUCCUUGACCGUUCCACGAAGCUUCCCAUUCUCACUUAUUUUACUUUAUAUAGACCAAGACUUCAACAAAUUUCGUCUUCCUUCUUCUUUUAUCAGUCCUUUAAAUCUCCUUUCCCUUUGGAAACAAUAUAGAUGCGGUGAUCUUCAACUCUGAUACCCAAAAACAUGACUGGAAAAAGGUUUGCCGACGAAGCCGAACCUGACCAGUACUGGCAGAAUGAAAGACGCCGGCGUGCUAGACCUUCUUUGGCUUCUGCAAUCGGGGAAGUUGUGAAGAUGAAUUUUGUUCAAAAUUUCUGCACAGUUUUAGAGCCAAUGCUUCGAAGAGUGGUAAACGAAGAGGUUGAAAAUGGACUGCGAAGAAGAAUACCAUCAUACUCUAGGUCGAAUUCCCUGCGGAUCAAUGCACUCGUACCCUCGAGUACCAUGCAACUCAAAUUCAGAAAGCAUCUUACACUCCCAAUUUUCACAGGCACCAAAAUAUUGGAUGAAGAUGGCAACCCUCUUGAAAUAUAUCUUGUUGACACCGACAACAGUCUAGAAUCUAGCUUUUCUAGUGCUCUAAAAUUACAGAUUCACGUAGUAGAUGGAGACUUCCCUUCUUCCAAUAGUAUUAUAUGGACCAGUGAUGAUUUCGAAAAGAGCAUCGUGAAGGAAAGAAGAGGGAAAAGGCCAUUGCUUGCUGGAGACGUGAGUGUUACUAUGAGAGAUGGCGUUGUUUCUAUUGGUGAUAUUGAGUUAACAGAUAAUUCAAGCUGGAUUAGAAGUAGAAAGUUCAGAAUUGCAGCCCGAGUUGUUCAUGGAGCGACUCCUGGAGUUGUAAUACGUGAGGCCAUGACUGAAGCCUUCGUGGUUAAAGAUCAUCGUGGUGAAUUGUACAAGAAGCAUCAUCCGCCAAUGCUUGAAGACGAUGUCUGGCGCUUAGAGAAGAUUGGAAAAGAUGGUGCGUUCCAUAAGAAACUCGCUUCUAAUGAUAUCAAAACCGUGCAAGAGUUCUUAAAGCUUUCGGUUGUAAAUGAAUCUAAGCUUAGAAGGAUUUUAGGGCUAGGUAUGUCCGAUAAGAUGUGGGAAGUAACUAUAAAACAUGCUAGGACUUGUAUUCUUGUGAGCAAACUAUAUAUAUCACGAGGACCCAACCAUACGAUCUUCUUGAAUCCUAUAUGUCAAGUAGUUAAAGCCGUAAUCAAUGGAGAUGUUUUCACCGGCAAAGACCUUGCUACCCUAAACAAGGUUUGUAUUCAUAAACUUGUUGGGGAGGCUUAUCAAACUUGGGACUCUUUAGAAAUAGUUGAUGGUCUUUUGAAUGACACUCCACGACUAACACAAGGUGAUAUGGUGGAUCAGUACCCAAGGAGUCAGAUAAUGACGGUGGGGAUGUAUGGGGGACAUGCUUAUCCAAUAGCUCAAGCCACUGACUUAGCAUUCGUGUCGACCAAUGACCAUAUUGGUGUUGUGGGUUCGACUUCAUUUUACACCCCAGUGGAGGCUUACAACUUCUCGGAGUCUUCAUCAGAAGACAUCGCGACCAACGUUUUAAUCUAAAUCAACAGAGAAGAGCUUUCGUUUGGAUGCAUCGUAUCAAGAUUAAAACAAAAACACAAGACAUUGAAUAACUAUCCAAUAUUAUUGAGAAAAUAGCUCUAAACUCAAUUUGAUCGUGUUACAACAUUGAUCCUAACUCGGUUAUUAUGCAGGUAUUUUAAGAUCUAUUCUACUGACUUAUAGGAUUAGAUUAGGAGUCUUAAAAUUAAAGCCUACUUGCUUAAGCCCCACACAAUUGGAUCCCAGAGUCCUAUUCGACUUAGGAAUUCCAACAAUCACCCCCUAAUUUUGAAGUCCUUCUUGAAACAUCUUUGAUCCCAAUCAAGCUCUUCAUUUCUUUGAACUUUUUUCAUGCUUGGGGUUUGUAAGAAUGUCUGCCUUUUGUUCUUCACAUGUGUAAGUCCCUACAUUCGUUUGAUGUAUCAAUCAGAUCCACUUGAUAGUGCGGAAUCCUAAUCAAGUGGAAGAUGCAAGAUAGAAUGGAGAAGAAGAACAAGAACUCGAUGAAUCUUGAAUGUAUUGAUAAUAUGAAUGAUGAUCCAAUAUAAGAUUCACGCACACUCACACUUCUUCUCUCUAA